UCGUUAAAAUAUAAAACUAUUUUUCAUUCUAUAUUUAGAAAGCGUUCUCUGGAAGUUGAAUUCUGUAUUGCAAAUCUGUAUUAUUAGUACAGUGUCAAAUGUGCACAUUGUUUUAAUAAGUUCUCUGACAUAGCAUUGACAGGCACAGGCACAGAUGAACUUUUCACGAGAUUAAUUUUUCGUGACUAAUUGGCCUACAAUAAAAGAACUCGUUAUCAAUUACAAUUGAAAUGAUGGAAAAUUCGAAAAUGGGUACAAAUUGCGAAGAUUUUGCAGAAACAAGGGAUAGUAAGGAAGAGUUUAGCGAUCUAAUUACUUUCGAAGGUGGCAAAUCGGUUAAUUCUGACUCCUUGGGUGAUGCCUUAUUAUCUGAUCCAAAUCAGUGUAGAAUGUGCGGAAAUUCUCUUGUGGUGCCUCGCAUGUUAUAUUGUUUGCACGGGUUCUGUGAAGAAUGCCUGGAUAAAAAACUUGUUAGUGAGGGUGGUGAUGCCGGAACUCCUGAUACUUCCAUUAUUUGCCCAACUUGUCAUCACAACUCUAAGGUUGGCACUAAGAAGUUGAAUGCUUUACCAUUGGAUGUUACAAAAACCAAUAUUUCCGAUGUGUCAAGCUCAACCAUUUUGCACUGCACUUCUUGUACAGCCAAAGAAGUGGCUAAAUCAAGAUGCAAUACCUGUCAUAACCUGUUGUGCUCUAACUGUGAUACUGCUCAUCACUACAUGCGAUGCUUUGAAUCUCACAAGGUGGUGAGUUUGGAAGAAAUGAAAAAAGAGGGCAUGAAAAUCACCAUUCAUACCCCACUUGUUUGUGAGAUACACAAAGGAGAAAAUAUCAUUUUCUAUUGCAACACUUGCUUAGUGACUGCAUGUUCAGAAUGCUUGAAAAGUGAACAUAAACCACCAACUCACAUAUGCGAACCUAUCUUGGACUCUGAACUCAAGGUGCGCCAAGAAAUUCAAUGCUUGUUAGAUGAGAGCAAAGCAAAAGUCGAAGUUUUGCUACAAGCUUCUAACGGCUUGAAUAACAGUUUGGAGGAGUUGGCUCACCAGCAUUCAACAGCCAAAGAUUUAAUAAAUGAAUCAUAUCAGAGUUACAAAGCAGUGCUUGAAAAAUGCAGAGAUGAAGCUUUGGAAAAUCUCAAGUCCUUGCAUCGAGAGCGUGAAUUGAAAAUAAUGAUGGAAAAUGAUCGAGUUGGUAAGACCAUUGAAAAUUUUGAUGACGCCUGCAAAUUCACCAGCCACCUCCUGGAAGAUGCCACAGCUACUGAGCUGAUGUACUUGCGUAAGGUGGUUGUUAAUCGCCUAACCGAUUUGAAUAAGAGCAGUCCGAAACUGGGAAAAGUUUACAGCAUUGAGUUUCAAACAGAUUUCAACAAUUUUGAAAGAGUUAUUAAGGAAAAUUUCGGAAAGUUCCUCACAGAAAAUAACGAUAAUUCGUCUAAACAAUCUAGUCCUCUACCAAUGAUACCACAAGGUUUACCCCCUCUGACCAUUAACGGUCUGAAUACUGCAUCUGGCCUAAGCAAUGGAUGUACCACAUCGUUGUCCAACAGCAGCCCCAUAUCUCUACCAAUGUCCAUGCAGUCAUCCUUUGAUGGAGACCUAAGCAAUAAUCUGCAGAACUUUACCAUCACCCAAAGCCCCCCUCUUCCGCCACCUGUGAAUACCGCAUCUCUUCAAGGAUUUUCCAGCAUCGCUGAAUAUAAUUUGACUCAGUUGGCUACGCUGGCAGAAACGAGCACUAGCAACAACACUUCCCCUUCACCACAGUUCAGCUUGGUGGAAUUGCUGAAUAAUGACACUGCUUGCAAAAACCUUGCGUCAUUGGCAAAGCUAGGUUUGAAUAACGAUACAGUUCCAAAUGGAAAUUUGUUGGUCCGUUCAACAUCUACAGCGUCAUUAAAUCUGAGUAAUAACAUGAUGAACGGUUUUGGUGGUGUUUCCACCUCUACCUCUCCUCUAUUAUCAACUCCUGACGAUAUAGUUACAGAUCCCUUGGCAAGCAUCCUUCCUUCCACCAGUAAUAAUUCCUCUACCACCAUUACCCGUUCAAAUAAGGUCAGCCCGAUGCAGAUUCGCUGGAAGUUUGGGCAGUUGGGUCCUAGUAAAUCGCAGUUCAAUUCUCCCCAUGGCUUUUGCUUAGGUUUGGAAGAAGAUAUAAUAGUUGCAGACACCAACAACCAUCGAAUACAGGUGUUCGAAAAAUCUGGACAAUUCAAGUUUCAGUUUGGGAUUCCUGGAAAAGAAGAAGGUCAAUUAUGGUACCCAAGAAAAGUUGCAGUGAUGAGAUCGAGUGGAAAGUACGUGGUUUGCGAUAGGGGAAACGAACGAUCACGAAUGCAGAUAUUUACAAAGAGCGGGCAUUUUUUGAAGAAAAUUGCUAUUCGUUACAUCGAUAUUGUUGCCGGCUUGGCAGUUUCCAGCAAUGGAGAAAUUGUUGCGGUCGAUAGUGUCAGCCCCACCGUUUUCAUUAUAGGCGAAAGUGGGGAACUGUUACGUUGGUUCGAUUGCAGUGAUUACAUGCGAGAACCCUCUGACAUUGCUAUUCAUGGAAAGGAAUUUUAUGUUUGCGACUUCAAGGGUCAUAAUGUAGUUGUAUUCAACGAAACCGGUCAAUAUCUUCGACGCAUCGGAUGUGAGGGUGUCACAAACUUCCCCAAUGGCAUUGAUAUUUCCGAUGCUGGAGAUGUUCUGAUUGGAGACUCCCACGGAAACCGUUUUCACGUUGCCGUAUUUUCACGUGACGGAUCCCUGGUCUCCGAAUUCGAAUGCCCUUAUGUCAAAGUGUCCCGUUGCUGUGGAUUGAAAAUAACGUCAGAAGGAUAUGUGGUUACUUUGGCCAAGAACAAUCACCAUGUUUUGGUCUUGAAUACUCUAUAUAUCAUGUAGAGGGCCCAUGCAAGUAGAUUUGAUCUCGCACUGUACACAAUGUUGAGAUCCUCGUGCUGUUUGACUGUUGUUACCUGCCUCUUUGAAAAUAUUAGAGCAGUUGAGCUAUGGCAUUUCAGUUUAUUGAAAGAAACUAUUUUUGAUGUGCACAUCUUGUCAGAGUAAGGUCUCGUUAUUCAAAUUGAAAUGAAGCACAAACCAAAAUUAAAUAUUAUGAUGAGGACACUUGUGUUGAGAUACAUUUUUUUGCAUCAAUUCUAUUUGUAAUGUGUCAAAUGAUACAAUUAUUCUGUUAGUUGUGAAAUUAUCAUUAGCUCUGUAACCCAGUGCCGCCUUUGCAUAUUGGAUCUUUUAAGUUAUUGUGUGAACUUUUGUUGCUGAUAUCAUGUUUUGCAAGAAAACAUGAAUGUCUGAUUUUUUCGGUGUAAAAAUAAAUUGAAUUUCUGUGAAAAAUUUUUCGACGAUAAAUUAUGUAUUAUCCCAUUUCGUUGACAGAAUUUUCAUAAUUGUUUCUCUAUCAUUGUUUAUGUUAAUAGAAAAAAGAACCAGAGCAAGUCAAAAAACUACUGAAAGUUUAAAAUAAUUUUGAACCAAGUAAUUUGAUAAAUCCGAUGAAAAUCCUCCUUCCAAGUAACAAUCAAGAGUUCACACAGCCGAGAUUUUAAAGUUGAGACAUGCUUUCUAUAUUUAUAAUCCAUAUACAAAUGCAUACAAUGUCUACAAGGAACAUCAUUUUUCAUAUUAUAUAUGUAUUGUAUUUAGCUGUGCGCACUGUUACUUUUAAUUUGUGUUUUAUCUUAUCAUUUUGAAUAAUGUAUAUUCUACUACUUACUAUAUCCUUGCAGUCAGAUGCUUUUUGUUCGAAAAUUUGGUUAUUCAGGGUUGCAAGGGCUUGAACUAAGUUCAUAUUUUGGAACUGUUUUUAUUCAUCGUACUGAAGGUUGUAUUUAAUUUGUAAGUUAUAUUCUUGGAUUUUGAAUAAAUUAAUUGCAGGA
This is a messenger RNA of Coccinella septempunctata (seven-spotted ladybird), 3883 nucleotides long. RefSeq names its product brain tumor protein-like. Gene Ontology annotation, cellular component: nucleoplasm; chromatin. The record is from RefSeq and is a predicted model, not a curated record. Gene Ontology annotation, biological process: positive regulation of DNA-templated transcription. The transcript is spliced from 9 exons. Gene Ontology annotation, molecular function: ubiquitin-protein transferase activity; zinc ion binding; protein binding. Lineage: Eukaryota; Metazoa; Arthropoda; Insecta; Coleoptera; Coccinellidae. The coding region runs from base 231 to 2888 and encodes 885 amino acids.